Chondrus crispus (carragheen) is the source of this 2417-nucleotide messenger RNA. RefSeq lists its product as hypothetical. Bases 1 to 1830 code for a protein of 609 amino acids. Gene Ontology annotation, molecular function: dihydrolipoyllysine-residue acetyltransferase activity. The record is from RefSeq and is a predicted model, not a curated record. Gene Ontology annotation, cellular component: pyruvate dehydrogenase complex. Lineage: Eukaryota; Rhodophyta; Florideophyceae; Gigartinales; Gigartinaceae. The transcript has 2 exons. Gene Ontology annotation, biological process: pyruvate decarboxylation to acetyl-CoA.
AUGCCUGCCCUCAGCUCCACCAUGACUGAAGGCCGCGUCGUCCAAUGGCUCAAGCAGCCUGGAGAUCAAGUUUCGUCUGGCGAGCCCAUCAUGGUUGUCGAGAGCGAUAAGGCCGACAUGGACGUCGAGAGCUUCGAAUCGGGCUAUCUCGCUGCUAUCUACGUCGAGGAGGGUGAUACUUGCAACGUCGGCGUCACGGUCGGCAUCAUCGUCGAGAACAAGGAUGACAUUGACAAAGUUAAGGCCGACACCUCUCCCUCCAACUCAGUCGUUGCCGAAGCCCCAACAUCCACGGCUGUCGCCCCUCCGGAAACUGAAACUCCCGCUGUCCCGCAGGCCCCACCGGCAGCACCCGUAGCGGCCAAGCCCGAUUUCAUCGAGAUUGUUAUGCCAGCCUUAUCCUCCACAAUGACCGAGGGGAAGGUUGUCCAAUGGUUGAAGAGCGAGGGUGAAAAGGUUGAAAGCGGCGAAUUUGUUAUGGUCGCAGAGAGUGACAAGGCAGACAUGGACGUCGAGUCUUUUGACACCGGCUUCCUUGCUCAUAUUUCCGUCGAUGAAGGCGAAUCGGCCACCGUCGGCGGUGUAGUUGCAUACAUGUCCAAGACUGAAGCGGAAGCGGCAGCAGUCAAGGCCUGGGCGAUCUCUCAGUCCUCACCUUCUCCACUGGUAGCUCCACCGGUGGCAGCCAUUGAGACAACCCCGGCGCCCACGCAGGCACCCCCCACCGCUCCACCAGCUGCACCUGCACAGGGAGAGGUUGUGAACUCAGGUCGGAUCAUCGCGUCCCCGUAUGCCAAAGUCGUGGCGAAGAAAGUCGGUGUAGAUCUGCGGUACGUCGUUGGGACUGGCCCCAACGGUCGCAUCGUUGAGGCCGACGUCCGUAAGGCAGAGGAGUCUGGCGUUUCCGGGGCCGUACCUGAUGCGUCGGUAGCUGUUGUUCCAUCAGGGAAGGUUAUUGCUACGCCCGACGCGAAGAAGAUUGCGAAGAAGGAGAAGAUUGAUAUCAACAGCAUCACAGGGACUGGCAAUUUUGGUCGUAUCACUGCAGAGGACGUCCUGAAAGCGGCAGGGAAGGCUCCAGCAGGCAAACCCAAACCAUCAGCGCCGGCGUCUGCUCCAGCCAAGGCAGCAACAAAGGAUAAGAAGGAAGCACUCCCUGCUGGGGCUGUCGUCAUGAAUAGUAUGCAAAAGGCAGUGGUGCAGAAUAUGAAUGCCUCCGUGAAUGUCCCAGUAUUUCGACUUACCUACUCCAUCAAGACAGCAGCCCUUGAUGAUUUGUAUGCCAAGGUGAAGGCAAAGGGCGUAACUAUGUCGGCUCUUUUAGCCAAGGCCGUGGCUGUUGUGCUGACAGAGCAUCCCAUCAUGAACGCACAAUACGUAGACAAUUCUAUUUUGUAUCGACCUGAGAUCAAUAUUGCAAUGGCUGUGGCGUUGAAGGAUGGGGGUUUAAUGACCCCAACUCUACAGAAGGCGGACCAAGUAGACUUAUACAGUCUAUCAAGAAGCUGGAAGGAUCUUGUGAAGCGAUCUCUAGAAAAGAAGCUUUCCCCAGAUGAGUACAACAGCGGGACCUUCUUCGUCAGCAACCUAGGCAUGUUUGGCGUUGAUCAGUUCGACGCAAUACUGCCGCCGGGGGCACCGGCCAUCCUGGCAAUUGGUGCCUCAAAACCUGUCGUCGGACUUCAAAGCAACGGCCUUGUCGGCGUUGAAAAGCAAAUGAACGUAACACUAACAGCAGAUCACAGGCAUAUCUACGGAGCAGAUGGCGCUCGGUUUCUGAAGGACCUAUGCGAGUUGCUUGAACAAAACGUCACUGAAUUACUGAUGUGAGCGCAAACAAUAGCGAGUGCGUCAAUGUUAGGAUGUCUGAGUCGAAGGAUGCGUGAUGCGAAUGUUGAGUGUACAGUCUACGGAACAAAACCCCACAAAAUUUGUCUAUUCUUCGCAAUGACGAUUUCGUUCCUAAAAUCAGUAGGCUACCUGGGGCUAGAGCACGACGACAGAUUGAUCACAGGGCUCUGUACUGUCGCCUUCGUCUGAAAUGAUCCGGGAUGGGCCACACACGACGAAGAGCAACCCGGGAAGCCGGCUCGCAGAAGGCUUCUGGUACAGUGUGUUAAAUUUUCUCGAGACACAGCUGUAAAUCGUUUUCCUGAAGAGCAGGCACAGUAAUCACUUGUACCUCAUUCAGUGGGUCGAACUUGUUCUGGUUUGACUUUGACAAACCACCUGCUUGGUGUACAUAUCCCUGUAUUCUGCAGAAGCGCAAUCGAAUCUUAAGCUACAUUUCUUAAAUGGCAAUUGUCUCGAAUUCAGCACAGAAGGCUGAACCAACUUCGACAUCUUUUCGUUCUAUAUUCUCUCUUUGGUCUAAUAAUAAAGGGUCGGAUACGCCCCAGUACGGUAAAAUUCUUUCA